This is a messenger RNA of Phascolarctos cinereus (koala), 2490 nucleotides long. RefSeq names its product fibroblast growth factor receptor substrate 3 (gene FRS3). Gene Ontology annotation, molecular function: fibroblast growth factor receptor binding; transmembrane receptor protein tyrosine kinase adaptor activity. Gene Ontology annotation, cellular component: cytoplasm. NCBI's taxonomy places the organism in Eukaryota, Metazoa, Chordata, Mammalia, Diprotodontia, Phascolarctidae. Gene Ontology annotation, biological process: fibroblast growth factor receptor signaling pathway. The record is from RefSeq and is a predicted model, not a curated record.
CGGGAGGCCUCCGCUCUGGGGCCGGCGCUGGAACCGGACCCGACCCGACCCGACCCGACCCAGGAGCCGGGAGCGGGGCCCCUGGCUCCGCCUGGACUGCGGGGCGAUGUGAGUCCGGGGCGCGCCGGGCCCGGGCCGCCCCCUCCUCCUCUUCCUCUCCGCCCUCGGGGAGCUGCCCUUGGCCUUGAGUGGUGGAGGAGCCGGGCCUGGCUCGGAGACCGGAGGGAGGAAGGACCCGCCCCCGUCCUUGCUGGCAUCCCUGAGGGCCGGGCCCGGGGAGGACACCCCCUACCCCGCCCUCACCCCGGGAUCUCCCAGUCAGGCCGGGCCUGAGCGGCCUCAGGCGUCCCCGGGCCGGCCUUCUCCAUUCCUCAGGUGAACUCUGGGUCUGUCCCAGAUGGAGCCUGAGUGACUUCUCUGCAAAAUGGCUACCAUGAUGCCCCACUGAGGAUUGUGGGGAUAAAGUGGGAGUCCUCUCCCAUCCCCUUCAUGUGGUCAGCUCCCCAAUGGCCUGGGUGAGGGCUGACCAGCUGUUUUGACAUCAUGGGAAGCUGCCUCGGCUGCCUCUACAGAGACAGUGUACCAAACAACCAUCCUACGAAAUUCAAGGUAAUAAAUGUGGAUGAUGAGGGGAUGGAGCUGGGCUCUGGGGUGAUGGAGCUGACCCAGAGGGAGCUGGUGCUGCACCUCCACAGGCGUGAUGCUGUGCGGUGGCCCUACCUUUGCCUGCGGCGAUAUGGCUUCGACUCCAACCUCUUCUCUUUUGAGAGCGGCCGACGCUGCCAGACCGGACAGGGCAUCUUUGCAUUCAAGUGCUCUCGGGCUGAGGAGCUCUUCAACCUCCUGCAGGAUCUCAUGCAGUGCAACAGCAUCAGUGUGAUGGAAGAGCCGGUCAUUGUUACCCGAAGCAGCCACUCAGCCGAAAUGGGCCUGCCCCAGACCCCCCAUGCUGCCAAUGCUCUAGGCUACACUGUGUCUGGCUUCUCCAAUGGCUUCCCCAGCUUCCCUGGGGAUGGCCCGCCAUACUCCACCCCUCGCCCCACCUCUAUGAGCAGCUUGCGACACUCUUCCCUUGGAGAGGAGUCUACUCAUGCCCUUAUUGCCCCCGAGGAGCAGUCCCACACCUAUGUCAACACACCUGGAAAUGAGGAAGACAGAAGGGGCCGGCGAUGCCUGCAGCCCUUGCCUGAAGGUCGGGUAGGCUUCCCUUCGAGGGCUCGAAGCUGUGUCCUAGACAGCCGAGACCCCAAAGUGUUCCUGCAGCCAGGUCAGGUGAAGUUUGUCCUGGACCCGAGCUCCACCCUCCGUCAUGUGGUGAAAUGUCAGGGUUACUGUGGCAGCCCUGGGCCAGAAUGUGGGGGUCCCCUGUGUUUGGGCCAGCAGGGUGGUCCAGCCCACAACAACAACAAUGAAUGCCCAGCUGAGUGUCUGGCCCAGCCCAAGUGUACAUAUGAGAACGUUACUGGCGGGGGGCUGCCCCGUGGUGGGAACUGGAGACUGAGCCAGGAGGAGCUGAGCUGGAAUGGCUUCUCACAGCGGCGGGCAGCUCUGCUGCACUAUGAGAACCUGCCCUCACUGCCCCCUGUGUGGGAGAGCCAGGCCCAACAGCUAGGAGAUGAGGAUGAUGGGGACUCCAGGGAUGGGCUGACCCCUUCCUCUAAUGGCUACCCUGAUGGUGGUGAUGAGGAUGAGACCCCACUCCAGAACUACAUAAAUGCUCGGGCUGCCCCCCGAAGUCACAUCAACUUCCCGGUCCCACUGUCCCGCCGCCGGGGAUCUCCCCGAGUAUUCAACUUUGACUUCCGCCGGCCAGGUCCAGAACCACCACGACAGCUGAACUACAUUCAGGUGGAACUGAAGGGCUGGGCUGGGGACCGCCCCAAGGAACACCAGAGCCCCCCAGCUCCUCGUCCUGCAGUGCCCUCUGCCCAUCCUACCCGUCGGUCAGAUUCCUAUGCUGUGAUUGACCUUAAAAAGACGGCAGCAAUGUCCAGCCUGCAAAGGGCACUGCCCCGAGAUGAUGGCACUUCCCGGAAAACCCGCCACAACAGUACUGACCUGCCGCUGUAGGGAGAGGCCCACUCGUCAUGACCCAGAGUGUGCCUUCCUAUGGUCCUCCUCUUCCUCUUCAGCCUACAUCUAAGGAGAUUUCAGCCAUUGGUUUCCCCUCCUGGUUCCUUGAUCCAUUUUCCUUAACUCUCCUCUCUAGAGGGUUCGCUGCUGCUUUGCUGGAGGGUACUGGGGCAGGAAGCAUCAUGCCCUGAUGCAUGCUGGGGUUCACCAAGAUACUUAUUACUGGGCUUGGGGUUUCCUGGAGCCAGCCUUCUGGGAAGAGGGCACUUGGGAGAGGAGGGAGCAAAGCUGUGAACUGUGAAAAGAGAUCAUUUGUGAUCACAUUUGAAGCUACUCAAUUAAGUGUCUGUCUGUCUGUCUGUCUGUCUUUUUUUUUUGUGUUGCAGUUUGGAAACAUUUUGUACUUUGAUUUAUUUA